Lytechinus variegatus (green sea urchin) is the source of this 6036-nucleotide messenger RNA. RefSeq names its product ubiquitin-like modifier-activating enzyme 1. Gene Ontology annotation, cellular component: cytoplasm; nucleus. Lineage: Eukaryota; Metazoa; Echinodermata; Echinoidea; Temnopleuroida; Toxopneustidae. Gene Ontology annotation, molecular function: ubiquitin activating enzyme activity. Gene Ontology annotation, biological process: protein ubiquitination; DNA damage response; ubiquitin-dependent protein catabolic process. The record is from RefSeq and is a predicted model, not a curated record. Bases 342 to 3506 code for a protein of 1054 amino acids. The transcript has 24 exons.
CAAGCGAUCUCAGUCUUCAUCUUUUAACGUAGUACAUGACAUAAUUAUCUGUAUACGAGAUACGCGUAGGCCUCUACGCAAAAAUAUGUGUCUUCCGUAUAUCACUGGCAAUAUAUAUUGGGGGUAUAUCUCACUCCAUGUACUACCAAACCAAAUAGAUAUUCUGUCUUGUACACGUCGUUUAGCCUCGCUACCGAACGUUGGUCGGUCGAAUUGAGAAGAAAACUCUCAGAAAUGCAAUUUUACCAAAUGUUUUUGUCUACAUCCUUAUCAACUUUUUAAAUCAAGAGAUAAUUUGAUUGUAAUUUGGGCAAGUCCUAGACUGCAUUCGGGUUGCUUUGAUGUCUGCGAGUAGCUCUGACGCCCAGACAUCACCAGCUGCAAAAAAGCGGAGGCUCGAACCAGAGUCCAACAACACCAGCCAGAACUCGGUCAAUUCUAACAAUAGUGAGAUGGCAAAGAACGGAGGUCAGGAUGAGAUCGAUGAAGGGUUGUAUUCCAGGCAGCUAUAUGUUCUGGGACAUGAAGCCAUGAAGCGUAUGGCUUUGUCCAAUAUCCUCAUCUCUGGUAUGAAGGGACUUGGAGUAGAGAUUGCUAAGAAUGUCGUCCUAGGUGGUGUCAAAUCUGUCGUCAUCCAUGAUGAAGAGGAUGUUACCAUUCAAGAUUUAGCCUCCCAGUUCUUCUUCCGGGAGGCUGAUAUUGGAAAGAACAGAGCGGAGGUGACUGAACCAAGGCUGGCUGAACUCAAUAGCUAUGUACCUGUCUCAUCAAGCAAAUCUCCACUCAAUGAACAAUUUAUCAGCAAAUUCCAGGUUGUAGUAUUGACAACCAGUAGCUUGGAAGCUCAGCUAAGGAUAGGUGACUUCUGCCACUCCAACGGCAUCCAUCUAAUCAUUGCAGACACCAGGGGUCUAUUUGGUCAGGUCUUCUGUGACUUUGGUGAUAACUUCACAGUGUAUGACAACAAUGGAGAAGAACCCCUCUCUGUCAUGGUGUCUGCUGUAUCCAAGGAUGAACAAGGUGUAGUUACAUGUCUCGAUGAAAGUCGUCAUGGUUUUGAGAGUGGAGAUUAUGUUUCGUUCUCAGAAGUUCAGGGUAUGACUGAGCUGAAUGGUUGCCAACCAAGGGAGAUCAAGGUGCUAGGACCAUACACCUUUGGUAUUGGAGAUACUAGUAACCUAUCAGACUAUGUCAGAGGAGGUAUUGUUGCUCAAGUCAAGAUGCCACAGAAUGUUGCAUUUAAAUCAUUACGAGAAUCGUUGGCAGAACCUGAAAUGAUCAUGACUGAUUUUGCCAAAUUUGAUCGACCUGGUCAGCUUCACAUUGGCUUUCAGGCUCUUCAUUCAUUCAAGUCACAGUAUGGUACACUGCCAAGACCAAGGAAUGAUGAUGAUGCAGCCAAAUUGAUUGCCAUUGCAAAGGAGAUCAAUUCCCAGGCACCAGAUGCAUCUAAGCAGGAGUCUAUGGAUGAUAAGCUUAUCACCCAGCUAGCAUACAAUGCUACCGGUGAUAUCUGUCCUAUGCAGGCUGUCAUUGGUGGAGUCGCUGCUCAAGAAGUCAUGAAGGCUUGCAGUGGUAAAUUCAACCCCAUAAAGCAAUGGCUCUACUUUGAUUCACUAGAGUGUCUCCCAGAAGAUGAGAGUGCAAUGCCAUCAGAAGAUAACUGUCAAUCGACAAAUUGCAGGUAUGACUCCCAAAUUGCUGUUCUAGGAGCAGAUUUCCAAAGGAGGAUAACAGCUCAAAAAUAUUUCAUGGUUGGAGCCGGAGCCAUUGGAUGUGAACUGCUGAAGAACUUUGCCAUGAUGGGAUUAGGAAGCUCACCAGAAGGCAAGGUUUAUAUCACAGAUAUGGAUAUCAUAGAGAAGUCCAACCUCAAUAGACAGUUCCUAUUCAGAGCACAUCAUUUACAGAAACCCAAGUCAGAUACUGCAGCCAAAGCAGCCAAAGAAAUGAACCCUGAUCUCAACAUUGUACCACAUCUAAACCGAGUAGGACCAGAGACUGAGAAUAUCUAUGAUGAUGAAUUCUUUGAAUCAUUGGACGGAGUGGCUAAUGCUCUGGAUAAUGUAGAUGCACGUAUGUACAUGGACAGACGCUGUGUCUACUAUCGCAAGUCUCUUUUGGAGUCUGGUACCCUUGGUACCAAAGGAAAUGUCCAGGUGGUCAUACCACACCUUACAGAAUCCUACAGCUCUUCACAGGACCCACCUGAGAAGUCCAUCCCAAUCUGUACCUUGAAGAACUUUCCCAAUGCCAUUGAACACACUAUCCAGUGGGCUAGGGACAUGUUUGAAGGACUCUUUAGAAACCCUGCAGAGAAUGCUGCUCAGUAUGGAAAUGAUCCCAAGUUUAUGGAAAGGACUCUUAAAAUGGCUGGAUGUCAACCAAUGGAAAUUUUAGAACUGUUAAAGCGAGCCCUGAUAGAUGAUAGACCUAAGAGCCUAGAGGAUUGUAUAUCAUGGUCCAGGCAUCAUUUUGAGAGUCAGUACGUCAACCAGAUAAAACAGCUUCUCUUUAACUUCCCUGCUGAUCAGACAACCAGUUCAGGAGCACCAUUUUGGUCAGGCCCUAAGAGGUGUCCACAUCCACUCAAGUUCAAUGCUGAUGAUGCAACACAUCUUAGCUAUAUAGUAUCUACCAGUAACUUACUCGCAGAUGUCUAUGGCCUCCAAGGUAGCCGGGAUGAAAGUUUCUUCAGAAAAGUUUUGGAAUCAAUAGAUGUACCAGUGUUCACUCCUAAAGCAGGUGUGAAAAUUGCAGUGACUGAUGCAGAAGCCCAAGCAGCAGCCGAAGUCCAUGCUGAUGAUGCCCGUCUCAAGGAGAUUAUAGAAAGUUUGCCAACCCCAGAGCAGCUCAAGCAGAUCUCCAUUAAACCACUUGACUUUGAAAAGGAUGAUGACACCAACUUCCAUAUGGACUUCAUUGUAGCAGCAUCAAAUCUGAGAGCUGAGAACUAUGGCAUUACACCUGCUGAUAAAUAUAAGACCAAGAAGAUUGCUGGUAAGAUCAUUCCUGCCAUCGCCACUACCACCUCAGUGGUUGCUGGACUUGUGUGCCUAGAGCUCAUCAAGCUCAUCAAUGGCAACAAGAAGAUGGAGACUUACAAGAAUGGCUUCAUCAACCUGGCUUUGCCAUUCUUUGGAUUCUCAGAGCCAAUUGCACCUAGCAAGAUGAAGUAUUAUGACACCGAGUUCUCACUGUGGGAUCGCUUUGAUGUGAAUGUGACAAACAAAGAGAUGACACUGAAGGACUUCCUAGAUUACUUUCAGAAUGAUCUUAAGCUAGAAAUCACCAUGUUAUCACAAGGAGUAUGCAUGCUUUACUCUUGCUUCAUGAAUAAAGCUAAAAUCAACGAAAGAUUGCCCUGUCGAAUGUCGGAGGUGGUGACCAAGGUUUCCAAGAAGAAGAUCCCCAAACAUGUGAAGAGUUUGGUCUUUGAGCUAUGCUGCAACGACACAGAUGGUGAAGAUGUAGAUGUGCCCUAUGUUAGAUAUACCUUCCGCUGAAUGCACAUCAUCGUCAAUACCAAGCUCUCUUCUAUGUCUACUCCAUGUAUGAAAUCAUUUACAUUUAAAUGUUUAUUCAUUUAUUCAUUGUCUAUGAUUAACAACUGGGGAAUGUAACAUAUUUACAAUUAAUUGUAAUUCUUUGUACAUGGUUAAUGAUGGACUCACUAUCAUCCUUAAUUAGUAUGAUUCAUUGUAUUAAAAAGGAACCAGGGCUUAAUACCUAACCAUGAAUUAAUAAGAAAUUCAAUGAAAAAAAAAAUCUGGUGUCCAAGAAAUUACAAAAGAAUACACAAAUGUGUACCUUCAUCAGUUUAUUAUGACUACUUGUUUCAAUAGAAUGGGGCAUUCAAUAAAUAAAGAUGUUGAUAUGAAAUCCUUAACUAAUGGAGGUUAUUCCAUGGGGUGGGCCAAUUUCACGAAAGGUUUGUAUGAGUUCCUUGUCCAAUUGUUAGUUUGUAGGGGCAAGGCCAUGAAUUUCAGUAAUUCAAAACUUAAAUAAAAAAAAAAAAUCUUUACUGCAGGAUGCUAUGUGAUUAUAAAAACCAGAUUUGAUUGUAACAGGAUUUUUCAUUUGCUAAUUGCAAAAAAAAAGGCUGUACUAUGAAGCAGAUCUAAUGAUUAGAGAUGGUUUUAAUUAAAAUUUGACAUGUUCAAAUACUAUGCACUCAUAUUGCGAGAAAAAAAAUCAAUUUUAUUACAGGAGCAUUAUAUUACAAACAUGUCACUGUCUUAUUUAUUAAUAUUUAGAUUAAAAUAUUACCCCUUUUUUGUGUGUAUCUUAAAGUAUGUUACUGUGUGAAGAAAUGGAUGAUUUUUGUUUCAGGAAUAGACAUUGAAGACCUGUUACGGAAUGAGUCACUGUGUAGAUAAAAAACAUGCUAAACAUAAAUACAUGUAGUAAACUGUAUAUUUAGAAAUGGCCUAACCUUUUUUUUUCUUUUCCUCAAUAAUGGUUUUGUUCUCAAUGAACCAUUCUAAAUGUUAAGUGUAAUCUACUCGCUCAUGUGGAGUUGAAGUUGGAUUUUUUUGUGUAUUAUGUUAAAUUGUCUGAUGAUAAAGUGUAUCAGUCAGGUAGCAUACAAGGUACAACAAUUAUACAGUCUUUAAAGGUAUUAACUGUUCUUUGUAAUGACUACAAUCUAUAAAGUAUGUAGUUCUGACCCCCCUCCCUACAAUUGAACCUAAUUUCUUUUUUGUCUUGCCUAAACAGACUUUGGCAGAGACCUUGUAAUAACUCUUCCCGUUAGUCUGUUAUCACACUUUUGGUACAAAUGAUCCUUGGGUAAUACCACAUGUGUGUUGAUGGUGGGGCCAAAAGUUUAUAUUGCAUGUUUUAUUGAUAGCGAAAUCAAGCUAGACUCAUAAUUUAAGAACCACCUUGUCUAGUCCAUAUGAAAAGAUUCAACCCUAUCUAGGCACCUUUUGAUCCAAGAUUUGCAAUGCCUGGGUACGCAGAUCCGAAAUUUCUUAACAUAUUGUAAGUGCAUGUCAGACUGGAAAUUGCUCCAAAAUGUGAUUUGUUUUUUCAACCAGUUAAACUGUUCUAAAUGGAUUUAUUUUAUGCUGUUUAUGAUCUGAAGAGUCCCCAGCAAAGUUCGUUGAAAUGAUGAAAAACUAAGGGUGGAAAAAAUCCCCAAAAUACAUAAAUAUCAAUUUGCAUGAAAUAAACUAAACAAUUUUGAAGAAUAUGGCCCAGACAAACUGCAUGCCAAAUUUUGGUACGGCCGAGAUCUCAAGGGGGGCCCACGAGCCAAUUACCUCGCCCUAGAUAGGGUUAAUGUUCUCAAAUGGCUUGAGUAGUUAAUAUGAUGGAGAAAAAAUACAGGUUUUGGGUUUAUGUUUAAAUUAAUGUGAUUACCCCAUGAAGAAUUGAAAAGGUCCAUAUGCAAAUAUGUGUGCAUACCAACUGCCGCUUCAGUAGAUAGUGCCACGAGUUAACGUGUCCUAUAGAAGUUUGAAUAUUAUUGUCAAGUGGAUUGAUGAAAUCAGUCCCAUGUAAUGAAUUAAAUGCCUGACCUAGCAUAUUGUUUAUCUGUAACCAAUGUUUUUGAAAGAGCUAUAUAAAAGCUGUCCUGAUGUAAUCAGAUUUAGUAAAGACAAUUGUUUUGAAUGUCACAAGUUAUUUAUUGGUUAGACAUAUAUCUAAGAAAUCAAUAUUAGAACCUCCCGUCAUUCGUGUGUUCAGGUUCAUAAAAGCAGUAUUGUUGUUUAACAAUAAAGGGGCAUAUAAGUAAUCGUGAAAAAAUUGAAGCUAAUUUUAGCAAUUAUCAAUUGUGAUGUCUACUGAGAUACUAAAUAACCCAAAAGCAUGAAAAAAAGUGUAAAUUUGUGCCUUAAUUAUUUUGGUUUCCUUUUUGUUUUGUAAUUAUUUCUGCACCCAAAGACACAACCGUGUACAACAACCUUCCAGCAUAUUGGCUGCGUACCAUUGCCUCCUCAAUAUUGUAUAUUUUGUGCUAGAUAAAACUUUUUUUGGUCUUUGUCUUGACUGUAUUGUGAAAAUGAAUAAAAGCCUCUGUGGAAUGCA